Diorhabda carinulata is the source of this 2542-nucleotide messenger RNA. RefSeq lists its product as uncharacterized. Bases 309 to 2339 code for a protein of 676 amino acids. NCBI's taxonomy places the organism in Eukaryota, Metazoa, Arthropoda, Insecta, Coleoptera, Chrysomelidae. The record is from RefSeq and is a predicted model, not a curated record. The transcript has 13 exons.
GUUGUUUAUUAACAUUAUAUCUCCAAGUAGUUGAGAAAUUUAAAUAAAUAUUAUGGGCCUUUCUCCUAUUGACAAACAAAAAAUGUUCAAACUACCAGUUGUAAGCAACUAAUAAAUCAAGUUUUUUAAAGAAAGGAAUUUUUUAUAUUACCAGAAUUUAAUAGAAAAGGAAUUUUCUUUAAACAUUAGCAGUUAUAGUGUAAAAAAUAAUUCUCUCUAGUCUAUAGUUUUAUUUUGUGUAGCGUGAAAAGGGCCGAUAACGAACCUGUUUUUUACAAAUACUCGUAUAUGUUUUAAACUUUUGAGUUAUGGAAAAUUUAAGCUCAAUCAAGUCAGCGAUGCCAUGUACAUGUCUAGCAACAUCUCCAGCAUUUACCAACAUCUCACAUAAUUUAAUACUACCUGUUAACAAUUCACCUUUGCAAGAUGGUAAAGAAUCAUCGGGAAUUUUACAUCCAGGAUUUGGAAAAGAGUCAAAUUUUUGGAGUAUCUUAGAAAAAGAACAACUUAGUUUUAAAAAUAUAUUGUACCUAGAAAAUUCUGAUAUUGGUAGAGAGUCAGUGGGUAUUUUACAAAUCGAUAAUUUGAAUCUUCAUUUUGACGAUGAAAAAGAAAAAGGAUCAGAUAUUAUUUUGUCUUCUGUUGAAAAUGUUAACAAUUCAAGCAAAAUAUUAGAUACUGGUUUUUUAAUUUGUAGCCAUUCUCCACAAAUUGUAUCUUCUACAUCUCUACAUUCUGGCUUAUCAUUCAACAGUACUAGCUUGGAGCUUCCUUCAAAAAUAUUCACCCUAACUAAAAGUGAUAAAACAAAUAGCGUUUUCUCACAUAGCCAUUCUAUUUUUAAUAAUGCAAAAUUUUUUACCACUACAGACCUAGAGGUUAGAAGUAGAGCAUAUUCACAACCUCAACAAGUUUCAAAUAACCUUAUUGAAGCGGGACAAUUUUUUUGGAGCACCGGAAAACCAGCUAAUACUAAUAGGAUGUUGUCUGAGAAUAUUCAUCCUGGGAAACUAGAAUUUGAUGAUAAUAACGAUGAUAUGCUCCAUGUUUCUGUCUUCAUAGAAAGUAAUUACAUUGCACAAAAAAUCGCCGACGGUUCUUUUUUAAAUGGAAGUUUCAAAAAUGGUACGUUAGAUUCAACUCCACAACCAGAAUGGCCUACCGAUAUAGAUGAAAGUAUCAAAAGUGAGGAAUCAGUAGAUACUUCUGAAUCAGUAUUCAAAACUGUUGAUAUACUGUUACCAAAUAAUAUACCAAUCAAUGAAGAAUUUAGUACAAAAAGUUCUAAAUCUUCUAGCGCUUCAAGGAAAUCUCGAGAAGCCAAAGACAUUUUACAAAAUCUUUCAGACAUAUUCAAUACUUCACAUAUAAGUGAGAAACAAAAAUCUGAGGGUCUUUUAUUAUUGAAUAAUCUCGUUGAAAUGUUAAAUAAUGCUAAUGUCAGCCAAGAUGGUGCUUUAGAAGAUUCAGGUCAUUCAUCGAUAUUACAUAAUAAAUCUUAUAAAGACCAACCAAGUUCCAAUGUAGAAACAAACUACGAAAAAAAAUCAGAUUCCUUAAGAAAGCUUGAAUCAUCCGGUAAUUCGGAAGCAAAUACAAAAAUAAUUCCUGGAAAACUAAAUCAAAACAAUAGCAACUGUUCUGUUAAAAGUAAUGAUAGUAAUGGAUCAUCUUCAUUCGGAACUAAAAGGAAAACCAAGUCUGAAACAUUUGGAGUGAAAAAAGGACCUUUGAGAGCAGUUGUAUCAAUCAAGGAGAUGAAAAAAGGCUCUACUACACCAGAACGACAUGAGCACAAAACUGUGCAACUUCAAUCAAAGAAAACUAGUACACCUAUGAAUGAACCCAAAUUGAAACCAGUAGCAGCUUCUACACCUACCCUGGUGUAUCAAAGUGAUAUCAGCAAUAAUAACUCCUUUAAAUAUAAAUCAAGGAAAUCCUUCCUAGAAAGAUCAAACUCUUUGAGUGAGCGAAGUAACCCAGAAAACUUGAGUAAAGAAUCAAAUGGUACUCCCACAACUUCAAAACCAAGAAGACCAAGUUUCAGUGCAUUUUCGACUUCGAAAGAAAAAGUUGGUAGCAGUUCCAUCCCUACAAGACUUCAAGAAUCCCGUAAAAUUCUAAGAAGAAAUAGUGUUACUGAAGGAAUCAUUAACAUGCAAGUUCGUUCAAAUUGUAAUAAAUUUUCUGGGAAAGAAACGAAAUUGAUGUCGUCACUUCGUAAAGUUAGAGAGAAUUUAUUAAAUUCACCUUAUUAUAACUUAUUAGUUGAUAGCAAUGCCAAAAUAGAAUCAAACGUUGAGAAAAAAGUCACUUUUAGGAAAUCUCUUAAAUCGUAGGGAAAAUCGAAGAAGGUCGGGAAAGAAAAUGUUGGUUAGUGGUUAAUGGUUAAUUUUUCGAAACGAUAACAUUGUGAUACUGCAGGCAGAAUUUCAUUAUGUUUGUGUUGUUUUCCAUUUUAAUUUUUUUAACUAGAUUAUUUAGUAAUUCACACAUUUUUAAUGUUUUGUAAAAUCUAAUGAAUAAAAUUUUUGGAAAUAAU